Messenger RNA from Myxocyprinus asiaticus (Chinese sucker), 1982 nucleotides. RefSeq names its product EF-hand domain-containing protein D1-like. NCBI's taxonomy places the organism in Eukaryota, Metazoa, Chordata, Actinopteri, Cypriniformes, Catostomidae. The record is from RefSeq and is a predicted model, not a curated record. The coding region runs from base 543 to 1253 and encodes 236 amino acids. The transcript has 4 exons. Gene Ontology annotation, molecular function: calcium ion binding.
UCCUUAUCCUAGGUAUAUUCCUUUUCUUAAAUCCAUUCCCUUCUUUUAGCCUUUGAGCCUCUGAGCUCUGACUGAAUUAUAUAGCAGACAACAUUUUUCUGAUUAAGAACAGAGCAGUCAAUUGGCCAGACAGCAUAACUCCCGUCCCCACCUUCCACCUGAAAUGUUCAAUCUCUACAAAUAAUUUUAGGAUUCAUUUGCUUUAAGGAUCAAUUUAUCAGUACAACUGAGUUGAAUAUUUAGGCUGUCAAAAAAAUUUAAACACAUUUAAAAUAUAGUAAUUAAAUAAUAAAAAUUGGUUUAAAUACAACAUUUGACAGAGGGGGCACUGCCUCCUGAUGCACCCCAGUGGCACCGACCCUGGACGCGUAUAUGAAUGGUCUUGAUAGAGUCCACUCUUCCAGCACUGCUCUGCUAGACUGAAUCCCGUUGGGUAUCACGACUCACUUGCGCUGCAGCCCCGCCCCUCUCGCAACUCCGUAGACUUCAGUGCACAUAAACAGCUGAUCGUGCGACUUAGAGCAUCUCAUUCACAGUCCGCAAUGUCAUCUGAAGAGCUCGCACUGAAGCUGCAGCGCAGGCUGGACGCCGAACAGCAUGACCCGAAACCCCGUUCACCGCUGAUCCCGGUACAAACAGAAGCGAGCGAGGAGCCGCCGGUGAAACCUGCCGACGUGAACGGCGACGCCACCUCUGAACUCACGGAGAAACUCAAUCGCAGGUUGGACAUUCAAGACGGCACGUCGAAGCCCAAACAGAUGAAGGUUUUCAAUCCGUAUAGUGAGUUCAAAGAGUUCUCCCGCAAACAGAUCAGAGAUAUGGAGAAAAUGUUCAAGAGAUUUGACUCUGGUAAAGAUGGCUUUAUUGAUCUGAUGGAACUCAAGCUGAUGAUGGAGAAGCUUGGAGCUCCACAGACUCAUUUGGGACUGAAAAAUAUGAUCAAGGAAGUGGAUGAAGAUUAUGAUGGCAAACUCAGCUACAGAGAGUUCCUGCUGAUCUUCCGGAGGGCCGCUGCAGGUGAGUUGCAGGAAGAGAGUGGGCUUAUGGCUCUCGCUCGGCUUUCAGAGAUUGACGUCUCGACUGAAGGAGUUCUUGGAGCGAGGGACUUCUUUGAGGCCAAGGUUCAGGCUCUGUCUGUGCGCAGUAAGUUCGAGGCAGAGAUACGAGAAGAGCAAGAGGAGAGGAAGAGGAUGGAACUCGAAAGAAAACAACGGCGUGCUGCGUUUAAAGAGCUACAAUCUACAUUCUCAUAAACACACACAUAACACAUCUUACCGCUUACUCAGUUUAGCACAUCUGCGUCUCUUUCACCCACAAAUACAUACUAAUUCUUGAUCAGCACAUUUUAAAUAAACAAAUACGUGCACUCUCAGCCUCUUGGAUCUCACAUCUAAAUAUAAUCACAGCCAAGGGGUACCACUGAACAAGUAGCAUUAGCAUUUGGUCACUUGCAGCUAUCCUGAAAUAUGCAUGUGGAAUUAAUGUUGUUGGUGGGGACCUUCAGAUUAGGGCCAUACAGAGAGGCUGUGGAAAAGACUGAAGCAACAGAAGCGAGUAAGAUUUCAGGAGGGUUGUCAAAGCUAAUUUAAGUUUAAAGAUAAAACAGCACACACUUUAAAAGACGAGAUUGUGCUUCUAUUUUACUCAUUCAAGUAACUAUAUAUUUUUAGAAACAAAACAAAAGGUUUGUUGUAAAGUUAUUUAGUGUUAAUCAUAAUUUUAGACACAUGCGAUGUCGGUGUUGUGGCACAAAUAUUGAUUAUGACCAACAGAUGAGAUGUAAAGUUAGACCACGGAAACUAUGGUAACCAAGUGUCAAGAAGUAUUUUUAUUUUUUAUAUAUUUUAAUCAUGCAUUUUGUUCGAUUUUCUUUUUUUAAAGUACUACAUAUGUGACACCUAAUUAUAGUUUUGUUGUUAAAGUUAAGUUUUGGUUAAUUGUAUUUUAUAUUGGAUGCUCAUAAAAUGUACAAGUGACUCUUA